AUGAUCUGUAGUGCAACGUUUCUGAAUAUCGGAUCAUGGAAUGCUGCACUGCUAGCUGCCGGCACGACACUUUCAGUAAUGAAGUAUAUACUUGACGGGCACGGUAAAAUAUGUUACGCACUGGUUAGACCACCGGGUCAUCACGCUCAGCCUACUCAAGCUGAUGGCUAUUGCUUUCUAGACAACGCGGGUCUUGCGGUUCAAUACGCUUUGGAUUCGGGUUGCAAAAGGGUUGCGGUUAUUGACAUUGAUGUUCAUUACGGGAAUGGAACUGCAGAGGGAUUUUACCGUUCUGAUAAAGUUCUUACUGGAGGUAUAAACGAGCUUGGUGAGGGAGCGGGAUUUGGGUUUAAUUUAAAUGUACCUUUACCAAAUGCAACAGGGGAUAUAGGGUAUAAGUGUGCGAUGACCGAGGUCGUUGUCCCUGCUGUUAGAAAGUUUGAUCCUAAUAUGAUGGUAUUUGUUGUUGGCCAAGAUUCAAGUGCUGUAAGUAUAGCACAAGGAUUGCCAAUGGAUCAAUGGAAUCCAAGGCUGAAGCCUGAGUUCUUUCUUCACAUAAAGGCAUAA
Molecule: messenger RNA, 567 nt
Organism: Helianthus annuus (common sunflower)
Lineage: Eukaryota; Viridiplantae; Streptophyta; Magnoliopsida; Asterales; Asteraceae
Product: histone deacetylase 8
Exons: 3
Coding region: 1-567 (188 amino acids)
Source: RefSeq, a predicted model, not a curated record